Messenger RNA from Hypanus sabinus (Atlantic stingray), 550 nucleotides. It is a transcript of the gene sumo1, whose product is annotated as small ubiquitin like modifier 1. Gene Ontology annotation, molecular function: ubiquitin-like protein ligase binding; protein tag activity. Lineage: Eukaryota; Metazoa; Chordata; Chondrichthyes; Myliobatiformes; Dasyatidae. The record is from RefSeq and is a predicted model, not a curated record. The coding region runs from base 122 to 424 and encodes 100 amino acids. Gene Ontology annotation, biological process: protein sumoylation. Gene Ontology annotation, cellular component: PML body; nucleus. The transcript has 5 exons.
UACGACGUGACGUACAGGACGUGCUUUGCUGUGCUUGGUUAGUGCGCAAAAGUGGCCGGUGAGAGUGUUGAUAUUUACUGGAGAUCGGAUUCCUGCUUAAGUUGAUCUGCUCAGCAUUGAGAUGUCCGAUCAGGAGGCAAAGCCUUCCAGCCAGUCGGGAGAAAAGAAGGAUGGAGAAUAUAUUAAAUUAAAAGUUAUAGGUCAAGACAACAGUGAGAUCCAUUUCAAAGUGAAAAUGACCACACAGCUAAGAAAGCUGAAGGAGUCCUACUGUCAGCGGCAGGAUGUCCCCGCAAAUUCACUUCGAUUUUUGUUUGAAGGUCAACGCAUUACAGAUCAGCAAACACCUAAAGAGCUGGGUAUGGAGGAUGAAGAUGUGGUUGAAGUUUAUCAGGAACAGACAGGAGGGUGGUUGAGAGCCUAAUUGCUUGUCACAGUAUAAGAAUCCUGAUCACCUGUAUAAUUUCUUUAUUAUUUCUUGUUAGCUGUAAUCACUGAAUUUAUAUAAAAAAGAAAAAAAAUUAAACUUUCUUUCAUAUUGUUUGUACAA